UGUGCCAAAACCGUCGCCGUUUUAAGAUUGACUCUUCAGCUCUUCUACCGCACCACGACUAGGCGGCUUUGUACUUGAGUAAGUCGUACACGGUGGAAGUAUCUGCACGAAGAUACGGUUAUAUUAUGUAGAUGUCGCUGCGCGUUGCCCGAGGUAGGUAGCCGCGUGGGCUCUUCCAAUACCACCGACUAGUCGCCUUGUGUUCGUGGGUUGUUGUCGAUCGUGUUGUGGGUCGAACCUUUUUCUUUCGCGUUUAAUGUCGGUCCGGAGUCGGUCGGAAGAACGUUUUAUUAUUAUUAUUUUUUUUUUUUAGUGUUAGAAGGUUGUAAAAAAAAAAAUAACAAGACAAUAAUAAGAAAAAUCGUCGUAACUCGACCACGACGCCGUAUGUAUAUUAUUUAUCGUUAGCCUCGGAAGUUCGCUCAAAACUCACAGAAAUAUCGCACAAACGAUUUUGAAUCGGCCGUGCUUUUUGGAUUUUGGUCGAUAAGUGUAUUUAUUUUUCUAUGUAUAUAUUGUGUUCAGUCGGUGUUAGCAAAAUUAAAGCAGACGGCCGUCGAACGAGUUCGACCUAAUCAGCGGCUGGCCGGUAAACGGUAACUGGUGGCUGCAGCAUGACCGGAAUGUCGCCGUACGGCCUGUGGGGCCAUCCGCCGUUGCCGCCCGGCAAACGCGUGCUCGACCGUUCCGUGUCGGAAGACAGAAAGCCGCUGGGCGGGUUCAUCCGGAGGUUCUCUUCGGUCCGCCGGAACGGCAACAAGAAAGACGACAUGGCCGACACCACGUACGAGAGUUUCGACAGCCUGUUCGAGGACAACGACAUCGUGCUGAUCGGCACCGAGUACCUGGACGAGCGGCCGUCGCGGUCUUCGUCCCACGCCACCGGCAGACGGCCGUUCUCUUCGCUGUUCCGGAGCCGGUCCGAUGGCAAUCUGACCGGUCCGUCUCGUCGCGCCUCCGUGGCGUCGUCCGCCGCCGCCGCCGCCACCGCCGAAUCAAAAGGCCUAUCGAAAUACCUGAAAGUGUUGAGCGGAAGUUGGAAAAAUCUGUUGAACAUUAGCAGCAACAAAUCGCAAAAAAAUAUUCCUCAAGUGAAAAAAGUUGCUCCGCCCGCCAUUCCAGAUUUAGCUGCGUGCAGACAUUCUGGUAGCAGUUUCGGGUCUACGGGGUAUAGUAGCUCCAGUGAUGAUGCAUUCAUCGAAACAAGUACAGGAAUUAAACCGGAUGUUUACGAUGUAUCAGAAACUUAUUAUCCUAUUGGGAAUAAAUCACCAUCUUCACAAUAUAACCAUCCAGCUUUCACAUUCCCGGGAUCUUCUUUGUAUCCCCAUCCACCCGGAAACAUGAAGACAUACUAUCAUCAACUAUCGCUUCAAGAAGAUCAAGGAAUCGAUAUGACUCAGAGUCCUGGUCGUGAUAGUCCUGGUUCAUCAGGUUCUGGUUCAGGAUCUCGGUAUUCUACUGCUAGCCUAGACAGUGGUCGUGCAUCAGGUUGUAACCUACGAGGGAAUACGCAUUGGCCACCAGAACUUAACCCAUCUACUAGAGUUGAACGGCUUCUUAAUCAAGGAGUACCUGAUAAAGAUAUAUUAUAUAGUUGGCUGGUAGAUUUACACUUAGAAGAAUAUUUACCAUUGUUUUUGACUGCUGGAUACGAUAUGAGAACUAUAUCAAAAAUGACACCUGAAGAUUUAACUGCAAUUGGUGUCAAAAAGCCAAAUCAUAGAAAGAAACUCAAAGCGGAAAUUGGCUUACUAAAUAUAUCUGACGGACUUCCUGACCACAUACCUGGAUCAUUGGAUGAAUGGUUGAGGCUGUUACGUCUAGAAGAAUAUGGGUCUGCUUUAGAAGCCCAAGGAUAUUCAACUAUAGACGAUGUAACACAACUGACAUGGGAAGAUUUGGAAGAUAUUGGAAUAGUUAAGCUUGGUCAUCAAAAACGAUUGUUACUAGCAAUAAAACGAGUCAAAGAUAUUAAGGCUGGCAAAUUAUUUUCAUUACAUUCCCCGUAUCUCGUGCAGACACAAGCCUGCAUCGAAUCGCCCUUAAGCAUAGUAAGCAGCAGUUCUGGAUGUGGAACAAGCAUUACAAACAGUAGCUGCGGUACAGACAGUGUUGAACUUGAUUUGCCUCGUGUGCACGCCACGUACCACAGCUUUCAUCAGCCUUGGGAAUUAGAGAGUAGCAAACAGCUAUACUGUCAAACAGAUAUUGUUCCUAUAAAGCCCCUCAGACCUACUCCGGAUUCGAAUUGGACACUCGAAUUUCAGGAAUCGAUAAGAGGAACAAAUCGAGGAAAAUCAUUAGAAAGUCUACAUGAAAGCAAUAAUACUUCAGCAGUCGGUGGCACAAGUAGUUUUGUCGGAACUCCUCAAUGGAGAAGUCAACAAAAAAGUUUUGAAGACGGUGAUAUUACACCUACAAAUGAGACGUCAAUCCUUAAUGAAUGUGGAGGAGGUACCUUACCCCGACCAAGAGGUUUAGUAAAGCCAAGGCUGGUUGCGAAAAUUCCAGCUCUGUUUACCCAAACGAACACGAACGAGUGUUCAAGUAUGGGUACGUUGAAACGAAGACCGCCGUCGCCUCCUAAACGCCAACAAUCGUCAGAUGACAAUGGGUGUCAUCAAAUUACUACAAUGGCGGAUUUACAUUGUUCUCUACCUAUGCAAUCAAAAUGUUCUAAUAAAUGGCCUAGUGAUAUAUUAUCUCCUAAACAUAACUUAGAAGACCAUAUUGGAUCGAAUGCAAGCUUUAAGUCUAAUUCAAGUGCAGAAUCCGAUUCUAUUCCAUUUGCCAACGAGAAUGCUGGCACAAUUAAACAGAGAACUAUAAGAUCGGCAAAUGAAUUGAUGCAACCAAUGCUUGCUGAAGGAUCUCAUUCCAUGCUUUCAUCUACUAGUUAUUCAAUGCACUCGGCACCUAAUCAUUUUUCUUUAAUGCCGUCCAGUGUGAAAAAAGAACCUGCUGAUGUACUCAAUGAUAUUGGAAAUAUGUUGGCCAACCUAACCGAUGAGCUGGACGCCAUGUUAGAAGAAGAAAAGAGACAAGGUCUCAAUGACUGAAUUAUAUCUUAAAAGUUGAAACAUAAUGUAUUUGAUUUAUAAGUUACCCAAUCAAUUCUCACCGUUUUCGUAUUUGACUUUUGGAAAAGAAAAAAGGAUACUUAAAAAACCAUUUUGAUUUUUUUAGCUAUUAAUGUUCCUGUUUAUUGUGAAUUUUAAAACAAUAUGUCAUCCGUAAUUCAACCAUCCUUUUGUACGUUUCAAAGAUAUUAAUGUAAAAAAAAGGCCUUAUUAUGAUUUAUUUAUUUUUUAACCUUUAAUGAUAAUACUCAAUUUUUAUUUUGACUGGUUAUAAAUGUAACUUAGUUUCAUAACUUUUGAAAACCAAAACUUGAUCAGCCUAGCGUCAAGUCUAAAAUACUUUUAAAAGCCUUACAUUGUUUCACAACUUUUAAAUAUAGUUAAGAAAAUGUAAUUUUUUUUAAAUAGCAAGAUUAAUUUCUUUAUACACCCAAAAAAGCAAUAACUCUUACGAAAUCAAACUUGUUGCUUUUAUAUUAAUUAUAAUGUGCAAGCAAAAUAUAUCAAAACCAUUUCUAAGAUAUCUAAAAUAUAGUUCCCUACUAUUGCACGUAUGUUUAACUUAAACAUAUAUAGUGUUAAAAGCAUAUCACCUUCAUUAGUCUUCCUUUUUUAAUUUGUUUGUAACUGCAUUAUUACUUGUUUUGUAUAUUUUUUAAGAACUCUAACAAAAUUAUAAUUUUGUAAGAAAAAUAUAUAUAUAUAUUUCUAAUCAAUUAGGUAGCUAUUGUAAUUAGAACAUGUAUAACUUUUAGUUAAUUGUAUAUUUAAUAUUCUAAAUAUAUUAAUUGUGUAAAUUAUCUCUUGGUAAAAAUAAUACUGACUGAUUAGAGCCAAGAUUUAACUUGUUAACUUCUUUUCCACAAAAACAAGUGUUUUUUUUUUUAAUUAUUAAUUUCUUGAAUGUUAUUUUAUAUAAAGAUUAAUACAAAUGAUUUCUUAAGUUGAAUGACCAAAAAGCGAGUAAGCCAUUAUUUGUUAAAGUGUAAUUAUCUAUGUAACUAAUGAUGUUUGUACAUUUUCCAUUACCAAACGAGUUUUCUAUAUUUUGUAGUUAAUUCAUCUUUACACAAAUCCAGUUUGGUUAUUUAAAAGAAAAAUACAUUUAUACAUUUUAUAUAUUUAAUAACAUUUUUUUUUUUGGAUUUAAAAUCAAAUACUGUUUAUUCAAAAUUAAGUGGUAAACAUAAGGCAAGUUAUUAUAUUUUC
Adelges cooleyi (spruce gall adelgid) is the source of this 4292-nucleotide messenger RNA. RefSeq lists its product as uncharacterized. Gene Ontology annotation, biological process: axonogenesis; cell surface receptor protein tyrosine phosphatase signaling pathway. Gene Ontology annotation, molecular function: protein phosphatase binding; signaling adaptor activity. Bases 615 to 3062 code for a protein of 815 amino acids. The transcript has 15 exons. NCBI's taxonomy places the organism in Eukaryota, Metazoa, Arthropoda, Insecta, Hemiptera, Adelgidae. The record is from RefSeq and is a predicted model, not a curated record. Gene Ontology annotation, cellular component: axon; focal adhesion.